AUGCAGCGGUUUUCGGUCGUGCUAUUCUUGUUUGCUCUUUCGUUGCAAUCCUGCGAUUCGUUCACGGCCCUCGGCGUGCUAGGCCUGCGCUGUGCGUUCAAGGUUCGGGUGGUGAACUUUUCCAAGACCAAAGAGAAGUGGUCCGAGGAGGCCUGCCGGGACUUCGGCAGCAGGGUGAAGAAGUUUGGGAUCGAGCUAGAAGAGGUCACUCUCAAGCCGGCCCCCGGGCCACCCAAGAGGACUGUUAUCCAGCAGAGAGAAGAGGAGGGGAAGGAGCUGCUCUCCAGGGUGGAUGUCGGCAGAGAGAAGCUGAUAGUGCUUGACGAGCGAGGAGACAUCAUGACGUCGCAUGAGUUCGCCGACUACCUCAAGAAAUGUGCGGACGAUGGCGACCGAGGGGUCACGUUCGCCAUCGGGGGAGCGAACGGGCACUCGGAGGAGGUGCAGCAGACGGCAAGGAGGCAGGGGAAGAUGAUUUCCUUCGGGAAGAUGGUGAUGAACCAUCAGGUCGCCCGAGUCGUGCUCUUCGAGCAGCUCUACAGAGCAAUGACGAUACAGCACAGCGUCCCAUACCACAAGUAG
This is a messenger RNA of Guillardia theta CCMP2712, 582 nucleotides long. RefSeq lists its product as hypothetical. NCBI's taxonomy places the organism in Eukaryota, Cryptophyceae, Pyrenomonadales, Geminigeraceae. The transcript has 3 exons. The coding region runs from base 1 to 582 and encodes 193 amino acids. The record is from RefSeq and is a predicted model, not a curated record. Gene Ontology annotation, molecular function: methyltransferase activity. Gene Ontology annotation, biological process: rRNA processing.